AUGUGCACUUACAGCACUGACCGGUAUCUGAAUCAGUACUACAAGAUCGUUAUCCCGAGGCUUCUGGGUCCAAGCAACUUCGAUGCUUGCUUCAUUUCGUCAACUGAAAACAAGGUUAGACACCCUUUUUCUGUCCUCAUAAGCUUGACCCUCAGUAUAGAGUACCCGCUAAAGUUCCUUAGUCAAGGUGCGAGGCUCCAGUUCAAAUUGGUGAAUCCGGUCAUCAAGGGUUCGGUUCCGAGGUAUGACUGGUUCUGCGAGGCCAAGUGCGUGCUUCAUACCAUGUUCCAGGCGACCGAGCCGCCGGUCAUGAACGAAGCGAUAGCUUCCGAGCUGCUUACUCCGCUGGUGACGAUGGACCACAUUCCCGUGGACGUGUCGUUCAAAAGUGUCGCCCUGCAGCAGGUGGACGUGAAGCUUUUGCCGCUUAGUCUGUUAUCACCCAAGCUGGACCCAGUGCAGUGA
Messenger RNA from Gregarina niphandrodes, 465 nucleotides. RefSeq lists its product as hypothetical. Bases 1 to 465 code for a protein of 154 amino acids. The record is from RefSeq and is a predicted model, not a curated record. The transcript is spliced from 2 exons. Lineage: Eukaryota; Apicomplexa; Conoidasida; Eugregarinorida; Gregarinidae.